This is a messenger RNA of Kogia breviceps (pygmy sperm whale), 1074 nucleotides long. Lineage: Eukaryota; Metazoa; Chordata; Mammalia; Artiodactyla; Physeteridae. The record is from RefSeq and is a predicted model, not a curated record.
CCGGGCCAUCCCGGAGCGCGCGCAGGGCCGCUGCAGACGUCGCACACCCGCCGAGCUCGCGCUCCCUGCCCUUCCUGCCCGUCCGGCGGCCGCGCAGGCGCCGCCCCGCGCCGGACCCCGCGCCCGACCCCGCGCCCGGCCGCAUCCCCGCCAGCAGGUGAGGGGGCGCUACCUCUCGGCCCCUCGGGCGGAGGGCUUGUCUCCGGAAGCCGGCGCAGGAGUGAAGCGGCAGGAUGGACUGGGGCACGUUGCACACGUUCAUCGGGGGCGUGAACAAGCACUCCACCAGCAUCGGGAAGGUGUGGAUCACCGUCAUCUUCAUCUUCCGCGUCAUGAUCCUGGUGGUGGCCGCCCAGGAGGUGUGGGGCGACGAGCAGGAGGACUUCGUGUGCAACACGCUGCAGCCCGGGUGCAAGAACGUGUGCUACGACCACUUCUUCCCCGUGUCCCACAUCCGGCUGUGGGCGCUGCAGCUCAUCUUCGUGUCCACGCCGGCCCUGCUGGUGGCCAUGCACGUGGCCUACUACAGACACGAGGCGGCGCGCCGCUUCAGGCGCGGGGAGAAGAGGAGCGAGUUCAAGGACUUGGAAGACAUCAAGCGGCAGAAGAUCCGGAUCGAGGGCUCCCUGUGGUGGACGUACACCAGCAGCAUCUUCUUCCGCAUCAUCUUCGAGGCCGCCUUCAUGUACGUCUUCUACUUCUUGUACAACGGGUACCACCUGCCCUGGGUGCUGAAGUGCGGCAUCGACCCCUGCCCCAACCUCGUGGACUGCUUCAUCUCCAGGCCCACGGAGAAGACCGUGUUCACCAUCUUCAUGAUCUCCGCGUCCGUGAUCUGCGUGCUGCUCAACGUGGCCGAGCUGUGCUACCUGCUGCUCAAAGUGUGUUUCAGGCGAUCCAAGCGGGCGCAGGCGCAAAGAGCGCCCCCCAACCAUGCCCUCAAGGAGAGCAAACAGAACGAAAUGAACGAGCUCAUUUCCGAGAGCGGGCAGAACGCCAUCACGGGGUUCCCUAGUUAAACGGCGCCAGGCACCACGUUGCUGACGCAGCGGCACGGACCUGGGGCCUUCCCCG